CUUCCUCUCUAAUCCUAGCCUUGAAUACACCACCGUCCAUUCUUUUAUCUCUCGUCCCUCCCAACCUUGCCAACGUUGUCAUCUUCUUCUCCCGUCCGCGUCCGCAAUGUCACCCGUCCGCCCGAACCUCAUAGGUAACCACCGGCUCUUUAUUCAAUCCGUUCCUUCAGCAUCUUCAUCUCUCAGAAUCUCGACCUCGAAUUCGACAAGUUGCAUCCAAGGGCCGUUUAUGACCUCACAAUCUGUCAUCUCAUUGGAAUCUAGCGUAUCCAUGACUUCAACAGAUUGGUUUUCAAAUAUGAUUAAUAUGAUUCUCUUCUGCUGCCUUCCCCAUAAUGGAACUGGCUCAUCUUCAAGUGAGUCCAAAAUGAGAAGAAUCCUUGCUAAUGGUGUUGGAAGCAUUAAUUUCAUGAGCAUCAAGGAAUUUGUUAGAUUUGUUUCUUGACAUAUCAAUGGCUACAUUUUUUCAUGAUUAACAUUAUUUAUUCAGAUGGAUUAUUUCAUUUGACUGUUUCAGGUAGUUCUCACCGCUUGUUGUCAACAUACUUUUUACUUCCUUUCCCCUUUCAACCUAGAAUUAGUUGUUUCCCAGAUUUUGAUUUCUUCCAUUCAUAUAAUACAGAUAUGGAGAAGUUCCUAUUUAUGCCUAAAAAGGAACUUCUAUACCAAUUCAUGAGAAGAUACAUCCCAGAUCUUUAUAUGAAUUAUACCGGGUGUGGGUUGAUUUAUUACUAACAAGGAACUUGUCUAUUAAUUACUUCCAUUCAUAAAAAAAUAUGGCCGGUCUUUAAAUAGAAAAACCAAUAUUCACUUUGCCAAUUAUAGUUUGGGACAUCUCAUUUGCAUAAGUUUGACCCUUUAACUCUUUAAAUAAAUUCCAGGAGGAAUCAUAUCAUUUUCUGAACUUUCUAGCUGAACUUUAAAAAAAUAUCAAUCUGCACUAAUAAUGUCAUCUUAGCGACACUUUGAGAGCAAAUUUUGUCAAUCUCAAACUUUUAUAGGGAAAAAUAAUUUAAAUGCCUCAAAUUCUAAUGUGGUGUGAAAUUAUUACCCAAGGUUGCAUAUGUAAUAUAUAUACCUCGAACUUUAUGUAAAAAGUUAUUUUCGCACCAUGAUUAUAUUUUUUUUACAAAUGUGAAUUUAUUGGAUUAAUUACAUUAUUUAGAAUACUCAAAAGCUUUGUUAGAAUGCAGUUAACGUACUAAUUAAAAUUUCAUUUGUGAAAUAAUAUAUGAUCAUGGUGCUAAUAUAACUUUUUAUAUAAAGUUUAGGGUAUAUAUAUUACAUGUGCAAAUUUGGGAUAUUUAAAUUAUUUUUCUUAUUUUAAUAAUGUCAUAUUAUUUAUAGGUUUUUAUUAUAUAUAAUUUUUUUUAUUAAAGUAUGAUAAGCGAAGUAUAAAUUACUCCAUUCUUUUAAUGCUAUUAAAAUUGCAUUGGGCAUAUUUUUUGUCGCGCAUCACGCGUUAAAAUAGUAGUAAUAAUAUCCACGGGUAACCGUUUCCCCAAAUGAUACCAAAUAACCAUUUUUUUUGGGAAAAAAAUAACCAAUUUCGAAUCCUACUUGUUAUUUAUAUAUUCAAAACACCCUAAAACAUAGUGCAUGUUUGGCACACAUAAGUCACUGCCUUCUAGCUUUUGUAUUGUUUAAAAAGUCUCUAAAAGCUUUUAGUUGUGUGUUUGGCAUGACAAAUUUUAAGAGCUUCUCGAAAAAUAAAAGAUCUUUUUUGAGAUGCUACGGGGAGUGGCAUCUGAGAAAAGACCAUGACGGCAUGACUUUUAGUAUUAAUUUGUCUUAACAGCUUGUAUACCAAACAAGACUAAAUACAGUCGACUUUUUACCAAACAGCUACCACCUUUUCUUUUUAAGAUAUUUUCAGUCACUAAAAGCUAACAGUUACUAAAAAGCUCACAAAAGUAUCUUUUCAGCUAGUCGUGCCAAACAUACCCAUACAAAACUAAAUAUUUAAGAAAUCAAGUAGAUUGGCCUAAAUUCAUUAGUAUGACAUGCAUCUAAUAUCUCUUGUAACAUAAUAAAGAAAAGUGAUCAUCCCAGAAUCCAAAUUCCAAAAAUAGGUUUAGGCCUAUAUUUAGUUUUAGGCCUAAAAAAGUAGUAUACUUUUUAGCAUUAUUUAUAUGAUAUACGACAGUAUACCACUUAGUAUACAUAAUUUAGCAUAUAUACUUAUUAUUCUUAUAUAUAAAAAGUUAUACUUCAUUAAUAAUGUUACGGAUCGGGUAACGGUGCGGGCACCCGCACCAUUAGUGAACGGGGCGGUUUCGAGGCGGAUAACGGGGCGGAUUAAUAUAGAACCAUAACCGCACCAUUAACCAUUUAAAAAAUUCGGGUAUUCCCCGCCCUGUAUCCAUUCCCCAGUCAAACCGAUUUUCCCCAGUUUGACCAAAUCGGUUCGGUGCGGGUAUCCAACGGGUCGGCCGAAAUUGCCAUCUCUACCCAUAAGAAAGUUUAAAAGAAAAGUACUACAUCCGUCCCUUUUAUAUUGAGACAGAAGAGGGUGACACGGUUUUUAAAAAAAGUAGGUUUGUUUGGUUGAUAUUAAUUGAUAAAGUAAGAAAAAAGUAAAAACAAUUUUGAGCCACACAAAUUUUAUCAAAUAUGAUAUGAGAGAAUAUUAGUGGGACUUCCCAAAAAAGUAAAACGAGACAAUAUAAAUGGGACGGAGCCAAGACCUGAAACGGUGGGUUUCCAAGACCAUGGGUCAGGUCACGCUAGAUAACAAAAUUCAACCGUUUAAUGUGGUUUGGUCCAAACAUAUAAUAAGUAUUCUAAUUAAAGGUAAGACAUUCCUACGAUACUAAGUAGUUAUAUUGCUAAUUGGUAUCAACUCGGUCAAGGGCCGAGUAACGAGUAGGACCGAGCAUUCGGGAUUACUCGCUAAUUACUUGGCCCUAUAUUAAUUAGUAAUUUCAAAAAUAUUAAUGUCUGAAAUUACACUAAUAUAUUAUUCUUAUAAGCCUCAUUUAUGAAUAAAAUAAUAAUAAUAAUAAUAAUCCUUAAUUCCUAAUGAAGAAGAAGUGAGAAAGAAGAUAGUGGAGAAAAACUUGUCGAGAGAUCGGAAACCACUGCUGGAAUGAGUCGAUGUUUGAAAUACUUUUAUAACCUAAACUUUUUAAUGUUAAUUUUCAUUUUUAAAAUACGUACUACUCAUUAUUUAUAAAUUCCAUAGUAUCCCUCUUUAAUUAAAACUUUUCAAAUUCAACCAAAAAUAUAUUUUAAGACUGGCCGAGUCAGAAAUUUCCCCAUGUCCAGCAACUCGCCGAGUACUCUGCGAGUAACUUGGAAAAGCAAGGCGGGCCAAGUCGGAUUGCUAAACGUAACAGUCACCUCCCGAGUUGCAAGUACUCACCGAGUAGAUAACACAACUACGAUGACAUGGUAGAACAUUAUAGCCAGCAACAUGUCUGAUGGCAAUACUUUGCAAGGGAAAAAUUAAUUCGGUUAAUUCUAAGGCAAUAAUUACUUGGUUAUUUUACUUGGUUUACACCUCGCAUUCUCGCAACAGGAAAAAUUUAUUAAAGAUCACGUCAAAUAGUUUGAUAUAAUUCAUACAGAGAACUUAUGUUUUAUUUUGAAACUCAAGUGUUGCUCGUUUCAUUGCUAUUGUGGAUGGAAAUAAUUUUUAUUUUACAAGCUUCUACACCUUUGUAUGUGUAGGAUAAUUUUGAAAAUGUUAAAUCUGUUUCACAAUCACGUUUCACAAUCACAUAUUUAAAGAAAUCACAUUCUUUAGAAGUGGUUUACCACUGCAGUAUGGAGUAAAUCACUUCUAAAACAUUUAGAAGUUAACCCCAUUAUUAUCCUUGCCUUGGAUUUUGUAUUUCCUUCAAAAAAUCUUAUUCACCACUCUUGUGACUGAGAUGAUAGUAAAAUAAUAACCAAAUGUUUAUAUCACACAAGUUAAUUGGGCACUACUAGCCGGGCAUAUGGAUAGAUGAUGCACACAAAACCCUGUGUUCAGUUCAAGAGAUGAACACUCUUAUGUGAGAUUAGUUUUUAUGAGUCACUUAAGAAUUGGAAACUGCAAGUGAGAAAACUCGCACCAUGGUGAGAUUAUGGAGCUAGAAAACACCCUUAAUAUUUAAAGUGCAGCCGUCAUUUCAUUCAUAUCAUGGAGAUUUAUAACAAAAUGUUACCGGUCUUCUUGGUCGAUCUCUCAUCCAUAAAUUUGAUGGUAAAAUUGUAAACUUAGUUGAAUAGAAGCAAACAUAUUGAAUACUAUAAAUAAUACUUAAUAAAUUGCUACUUCCUCUCAAAAUAUAGAAAACAUUAUGUGGCACAUAAAUAAAUUUUAUAUUUCUCUUGAUAAGUAUUCACUAUACUCACAGAUUCAUGUGAAAGUCCUAGAAUAGGUCAAAUAGGAAAUACCGAUACUUUGAGAAGUUGCAAAAAAGGGGGUCAAAUAAGUCCUUAUAUAGAAAAUUCUGUCUGGACGUUCCAUUUGAGGUGGCUCCCGGUGGAAUUUUUUGAUGAAAUUUUUUGAGCUUCUUAUUCAUUAAGUCUAGUUUACUCAUACCAAAUUUCAAACAAAAAUUCAAUCGGGAAGACAUUCAAAUGAAUUCUUGAAGAUAACUGUGCCGUUAAAAGCGCAGUUAUCUUCAAGAAUUCGACACUAGUGCAAAAAAGACAUUCUAUAACUUAGGGGUGGGAUUUUGGAACCGGGAACCGUAGAACCGAUUGGAACCGAACCGUUAAGAACAUUUUGGAACCGAGCCGUUAACAAUUAAUGUCUCAUUUGUAGGAACCGAACCGAAACGGGUUAUAACGGUUCGGUUCCCGGUUCCUAUAAAAAAUAUGUGCAUGGAACCGUUAAGGAACCGUUAUUAAAAUAAAAUAAAAUAAAAUAAAAUAAAAUAAAAUAAAAUAAAAUAAAAUAAAAUAAAAUAAAAUAAAAUAGUAGUACUAACGAUAAUAAUAAAAAUAUAAUAGAAAUAAUAACCACCACCACAACAACAAUAAUAAAACAAUAUAAGAUAUUUAACUAACAAUUCUAUUUAAUCAAUGGAAAAGAAGUAAUAAAUAUUGUACAUGAGGUUGAUAUAAUACAUUAAACUCCUUUCUACAAAUCAAAUUUUGUUCCAUCACAUAAAUUUUAUAAAUAUAAAAUAACCCAAAUAACUUGUAGUUGAUUGCACAUAUUUUACUUUACUAUUUUCAUGAUAUUUCUAAUUAUUAGAUUUAUUAUGAAUAAAUAGAAUGUAAUAAUGUUUUUUAUAUCUAUACAUGCAAACUCAAUGUCUUUUUUUUAUGUUUUGAAAGACUUGAAGUAGGCGUCCUAUUCUUGCUACAAUGAUGACGAGUAAUCUUCAUCGCUUCGACACUACAACGAUUUUUAAUGUUUGAUUUAUUACAUUAAAAUUUAAAUCACUUUUGUUCUAUUAAGUGUUCAAAGUUUAUUAGUUAAGUUUGAGAUUUGAUGUUUGAAGUGAUUAGAGCUUCAAAUAAAAUUUUAAUACUCGUGUUUUGAAUUUUUGACGUGUUUAAAAUUAUGUGUUAAUUCUUAGACGAGAAAAAAUUAUUCUAGGAACCGAUAAAAGGAAGAACCGAACCGUUUACUACCGGUUCGGUUCCAUAAUGAUUCUUGAUUUUUUCUAUAGGAACCGAACCGAUUUCGUUAGUUAAAAUUUUUAUAACGGUUCCACUCAUUUUGAGUAAGAACCGAACCGGUCCCAGCCCUACUAUAACUGGGUUUUAAUAUGGGUUCUCAAGGACUGUUAUUAUAUGUAGGAAUGGGGUCAUAAUUAUAAAUAGUGAAAGUUGCAACAAGUAAUACGGUUAAGUAUUAUAAAUAUAAAAUAUUAUUCAUAACGGUUACAAAUAGAACUGACAUAGUAAAUUGAAACGGGGUCAUUUACAUAAUAUCCGCAAACUUAUUUUUGAGAUGGGGCUCCUUUUAUAAUUUUAAAAAAUGAUUUUUAAUGUCAAUUCACUUAUAACCCUUAGAAAGUGGCGACUAACAUUUAACCCAUCCGUCUGCCUAGGUCUGAAGACGCCGCCGAUGCUGCUCCAGACAACUUUGAAGAGGACGACGCCACUGCUCCUCCCGAUGAAUUCGACAAAUACGACGCCGCUGCUAUUCUCGACAACUACGACGAAGACGACGCCCCUGCUCCCGACGACUUAGACGAAGACGGUGUCCGCUGCUACUUCAGGUUAACAGACGAAGACGUGCUGCUCUCCAUUAACACUCGACGCACCGCUCUGUAUCAACCGAGAAAGAGGACCCACGGAUUUCUGCUCUCCAUAACUGACAAAUCGACAAUCAGCUCUCUUCCAUCUUAGUUGAUGCACCUGCAGUAUUAUGGUUGCUAGAUUAACGGGCUUUGCUUGAGAAGGACAAUGUUAGUUGUUACUGGCUUACUGCUUAGCUUUUAUUUCUCUUCAACCACUAAAAGUAUUUUCUUUUCUAUGAUGAGUGACUUUCAAUAUCUAAUGUUUCAGAUGGAAUUUUGCACUGACAAAUUCUUUCCCCAAUUGAGCAUGGGUCACAUAUUCUCCUAAUUUGUCUAAUGCAGUGUUUACUUGUUGCCUGAAUAGACAAAAUGGAGGCAUCAUCAUGUCUCUAAUGCCUCAUAAUGUGAAGUAUAAAGCCGAUAUCUACAGUCUUUCUGACUAAUUGCAUAUUCUGCUGGUGGCUUUCUCUUGUAGAAUAUUUCAUAAUGUGUCUGCUCUGACAGUCUUUCAUAUUUUGUUAUUGCAAUUUUCUCAUCAACGGGAAAGGGAUAAAAAACCAAUCCGAUCUGUCAAUUGCAUGUCCAUGGACUUUUAAGCGUUAUUCAUAUAUGUAAUCAUUGAUGGCAUUGCAAUUUUGGGAAGUACUAUUUAGUUUUUUCUAAAAUUUAUUUAUUUUAUGUUAUUUCAGUAGGAUAUUGGACCUCAAAUUUCAGCAAAUCUUCCCUUACAUGGAACUUUGACGGAUUAUCUACUUUCUUCUAUUGUUCUAGUAUCAUUUUCAUUUAUUUCAAUUUGGAUUUCAAUGCAUAUACAAUUAUUUAAAGUUUGAUAGUGUGACUACUUAAGGGUUUUGAUUUAAAUUACAUCCCUUCUUAUGAACUCUCAUGUUCACAUUUUUCUACACUCAAGUUGGUUUACUAAAUUUGGAGAACAAGCUAAGGCAUUUGUCAAAAAUUUAGUGGAGACUACUCGUAGUAACUUGCAGGUGCGUAAUAGAACACUUGAUUCUCUGCAUCUGUUCUCGUGUGUAACUUUGCAUGCAUUUUAUUAUUUGAAUAUCAUAUGCUGUUAAUAUUCUUUUUCAUUUUAUAUGCCUUGCUUAUGAAAAUGUCUUCAUUUAUGCUGGAAAGCGUUACUAUGAAAAUGUCUUCACUUAUGAAAAUACAUGAGCCUAAUUUUGUUUUGGUCAUACACCCUUUUCUGAUUUUAGGAUGCUUUGGAAUAUGAAAACUUGCUCACAAUCAAUUUCCUACUUGGAAAGUUUUCUAAAAAAUAAAAGUACUCGUAUAUGCGGAUAUGCCUAUUUGAGAAGCAAACUGUUACAAUGAAACCAAAGCCCCAAUGUUUCGGAUAUGAAAAUUACAAUAAACAAGAAAAUUGAAGCAAGACGUGAUAAUCUAAAGGCUGACUUGGGUGAACUUGUGAAUGUAGGAACUUUGAUGUUGCGAAGAAUGACGAAGAGUGCACAUUGAGUGACAUUCGGCGAGUAAGUGUUACUGAUUGUAGGUUGCAAGUUUUAUCAUAUUUGGCACUUUCAAAUGAUAAAUAAGUAAUGAUUGAAUUCAUGGUGAAUUUUGCAUUUGUUACUUGAUUGCUGUCAGGAUUAAGCGGGUUGUUAACCUUGAUUGUCUUCUUUUUUCCUGUGACAUUUUGAAAUUUUGCCGUUUUACAGGUCGUAAUGGAUGGAUGUCGGUUCUAUUAUACACCACUUUGUGGUUUCAUAGCAUGUUUCUCUAGGCUUGAAUUCCAAGCUUUUCUACUUUUUCUAUUAUUAUUACUUAUUUAAUGGGUUUUAUAAUAAUCCUUUCUAUGUGGAAUCUGAAGUUAAUUUUUUAUUCUAAUUGACAGAAAAUUCCGAAACUCGCGAUUAGGAGGAUUUUAUUGUAGCCUGAAGUUCUAAAGUGAAGUAAGAAGUGUAGCUUCAGUACGCUAAUCUUUUGUAAUUGGUCUUUUGUAAGAUAUAGGGAAUUGUAUGGAGUAAUUGUUAUGUAUUCAAUUCAAAUGUCUGUAGAUAUAAAUUCGGUGUUUCAGUGUUUGUAAUUUUUAUAGGUUCACAUACAGUAAGUUAUGUUUUUUGAGAAAAAGCGUCCAGUAUGUAUGUGUAUAUAUAUAUAUAUAUAUACACUCCACGUGAGAAAAAGCGUCCAGUCAAAUGCAAAGCAAUUAU
Cuscuta epithymum is the source of this 8356-nucleotide messenger RNA. Lineage: Eukaryota; Viridiplantae; Streptophyta; Magnoliopsida; Solanales; Convolvulaceae. The record is from the annotation of a GenBank genome assembly.